CCCAAAAUAAGCCACCAGUGUCUUUUGCAUGUGUUUGGGAUCAGGACUUCUGUCUCUCAGGAGGUCUGUCCUUCGCACUUCACCACUAACAUGGCGAAAGGGAGCGGAGCUGAAAAUGGAGCAGGAAAGAAGAACAGAAAAGAGAGGGAUCUGGAUGAGCUGAAGAAGGAGGUGUCCAUGGACGAUCACAAGAUAUCAUUAGACGAUCUGGAAAAACGAUAUGGAGUCGACCUGGCUCAGGGUUUGACCAACGCCAAGGCUUUGGAGGUGCUGGCCAGGGAUGGACCAAACGUGCUCACUCCACCUCCCACAACGCCGGAGUGGGUGAAGUUCUGCCGUCAGCUGUUCGGGGGCUUCUCCUUGCUUCUCUGGAUCGGAGCCAUGCUCUGCUUCCUGGCUUACAGCAUCCAAGUGGGCACAGAGGACGAGCCAGCCAAUGACAAUUUGUACCUGGGAGUGGUUCUGUCAGCUGUGGUGAUCAUCACAGGCUGUUUCUCCUACUACCAAGAGGCCAAGAGCUCCCGAAUUAUGGACUCUUUCAAGAACAUGGUUCCGCAGCAAGCCCUGGUGAUUAGAGAGGGAGAGAAGAUGACCAUCAAUGCGGAGCUAGUGGUCAGGGGAGACCUGGUGGAGAUCAAAGGAGGCGAUCGGAUCCCAGCCGACCUCCGAAUCGUCUCAGCUGCGGGCUGCAAGGUGGAUAACUCCUCUCUGACAGGGGAGUCGGAGCCUCAGACACGAACACCGGAGUUCACCCAUGACAACCCCCUGGAGACUCGAAACAUAGCCUUCUUCUCCACCAACUGUGUUGAGGGUACUGCCCACGGUGUCGUAGUGGGGACAGGAGAUCGCACAGUGAUGGGACGUAUUGCUACCCUGGCCUCUGGGCUGGAGACAGGCCAGACUCCCAUAAACAUGGAGAUUGAGCACUUCAUCCGCCUGAUCACCGGCGUGGCUGUGUUUCUGGGGGUGUCCUUCUUCAUCCUGGCCGUCGUCCUAGGGUACACCUGGCUGGAGGCCGUCAUCUUCCUCAUUGGCAUCAUUGUGGCCAAUGUCCCGGAGGGACUGCUGGCCACCGUCACUGUUUGUCUCACCCUCACAGCCAAGCGGAUGGCAAAGAAGAACUGCCUGGUCAAGAAUUUGGAAGCUGUUGAAACUCUGGGUUCUACCUCUACCAUCUGCUCCGACAAGACAGGGACUCUGACCCAGAACCGCAUGACAGUGGCCCACAUGUGGUUUGACAACAUGAUCCAUGAGGCCGACACAACCGAGGACCAGUCUGGUGCUACAUUUGACAAGACAUCACCUACCUGGCAGGCCCUAGCUCGUGUCGCUGGACUGUGUAAUCGCGCUGAGUUCAAAGCUGGACAGGAAAACAUUGCCAUCCUUAAGAGGGACACUGCUGGUGAUGCUUCAGAGAAUGCUUUGUUGAAAUGUAUUGAGCUCUCCUGUGGGUCUGUACGCUCCAUGAGAGACAGAAAUCCCAAGGUCGGAGAGAUUCCCUUCAACUCAACAAACAAGUAUCAGCUGUCCAUUCAUGAACAAGAAGAUAAUGAAAAGAGCCACCUACUCGUUAUGAAGGGAGCACCUGAGAGAAUUUUGGACAGGUGUAGUACCAUCAUGAUUGAAGGUCAGGUGCUACCACUGGAUGAAGAUUGGAUUGAUGCUUUCCAGACAGCCUACAUGGAUCUGGGAGGGCUGGGAGAGAGAGUUCUAGGGUUCUGUCACUUGCAACUGUCUCCAGACCAGUUUCCUCACGGAUUUGUGUUUGACUGUGACCUGGUCAACUUUCCUGUAGAGGGGCUGUGUUUUUUGGGUCUCAUGUCCAUGAUUGACCCUCCCCGUGCUGCUGUGCCCGAUGCUGUGGGGAAGUGCCGCUCUGCUGGGAUAAAGGUUAUCAUGGUGACAGGUGACCACCCCAUCACUGCCAAAGCCAUUGCUAAAGGCGUGGGUAUCAUCUCAGAAGACAACGAGACGGUGGAGGAUAUCGCUGAAAGACUAAAUAUUCCCCUGAGUCAAGUCAAUCCCAGGGAUGCCAAGGCAUGUGUGGUGCACGGUGGGGACCUGAAGGACAUGAGUGCAGAAUACUUGGAUGACCUGCUCAGGAACCACACUGAGAUAGUGUUCGCCCGCACCUCGCCUCAGCAGAAACUUAUCAUCGUAGAGGGCUGCCAGAGAACGGGGGCGAUUGUUGCGGUCACUGGGGACGGAGUGAAUGAUUCGCCUGCACUGAAGAAGGCUGAUAUUGGGGUUGCCAUGGGGAUCGCCGGAUCUGAUGUCUCCAAACAGGCUGCUGACAUGAUCCUUCUGGACGACAACUUUGCCUCCAUCGUCACAGGGGUGGAGGAAGGUCGUCUGAUCUUUGAUAACUUGAAGAAGUCCAUUGCGUACACCCUGACCAGCAACAUUCCAGAGAUCAGCCCCUUCCUCCUCUUCAUCCUGGCCAGUAUUCCCCUGCCGCUGGGAACGGUCACCAUUCUUUGUAUUGACCUGGGGACUGACAUGGUUCCAGCGAUCUCAUUGGCCUACGAGACAGCUGAAAGUGACAUCAUGAAGCGUCAGCCACGGUGUCCAAAGACAGACAAGCUGGUGAACGACAAACUGAUCAGCAUGGCCUACGGACAGAUAGGUAUGAUCCAGGCUAUAGCCGGCUUCUUUACCUACUUUGUGAUCCUGGCUGAGAAUGGCUUUUGGCCACAGACCCUCCUGGGCAUCCGUCUGGAUUGGGAUGACCGCUUUAACAAUGAGCUGGAGGACAGCUAUGGCCAGCAAUGGACCUAUGAGCAGCGUAAAAUCGUUGAAUUCACCUGUCACACCUCGUUCUUCGUGAGCAUUGUGGUGGUGCAGUGGGCCGAUCUAGUUAUCUGCAAGACCAGGAGGAACUCUGUAUUCCAGCAGGGCAUGAAAAAUCGUAUCCUGAUCUUUGGGUUGUUUGCUGAGACCGCUCUGGCAGCCUUCCUGUCUUACUGCCCAGGAAUGGACAUCGCCCUCCGCAUGUACCCCUUGAAGGUUUCCUGGUGGUUCUGUGCCCUCCCCUACAGUCUCCUAAUCUUCAUUUAUGAUGAGGUCCGCAAGCUAAUCAUCAGGAGGAGUCCUGGAGGUUGGGUGGAACGAGAGACUUAUUAUUAACAUUCAGAAAAUGCUUAUUGGGAGUUUGAAAAUCUCACAGUCUGUGUGAUACUGUGUGAGUAAGAGUUCAUGCGACAUCUGAGUAAGCAAAGAACCAAGCUUCUAAGUGUUUCAAAAUUGCAUUUUGUCUUUGAAAGUAAGAAACAAUGGGUGGCAGGUUGUGGUCUUCGAAAACAUGUCUACACUUCCACUGUAUAUCCAGUUUUUGUAUGUGUGUGUGCUUGUAUGAGUGUGUGUUUGUCUGUUUGUCAAUUGAUAUUUUAUUGCAUGGAUCAGUACACAAUUCUGGUUAUUACAGAGAAUACUACUCCAAAUAAGCUUGAAAUUGUGAUUGAUAUUUCUGAGUUUACCAAAUUUCAAUUAUUGUCCUAGAAAUGUAAAGCUAACAAGAUGUUGCAAAAUGGCUAUAGCGUGUUAAUCAACCCUAAAAAAAGAAUCCACCAAAUAAAAUGUAUUUAAAAAACAAAAC
Esox lucius (northern pike) is the source of this 3595-nucleotide messenger RNA. It is a transcript of the gene atp1a2a, whose product is annotated as ATPase Na+/K+ transporting subunit alpha 2a. Gene Ontology annotation, cellular component: membrane. The coding region runs from base 91 to 3126 and encodes 1011 amino acids. NCBI's taxonomy places the organism in Eukaryota, Metazoa, Chordata, Actinopteri, Esociformes, Esocidae. Gene Ontology annotation, biological process: proton transmembrane transport; intracellular sodium ion homeostasis; potassium ion import across plasma membrane. Gene Ontology annotation, molecular function: P-type sodium:potassium-exchanging transporter activity; ATP binding; ATP hydrolysis activity. The transcript has 24 exons. The record is from RefSeq and is a predicted model, not a curated record.